Messenger RNA from Cololabis saira (Pacific saury), 7387 nucleotides. It is a transcript of the gene kctd16b, whose product is annotated as potassium channel tetramerization domain containing 16b. Gene Ontology annotation, molecular function: protein binding. Gene Ontology annotation, biological process: protein homooligomerization; regulation of G protein-coupled receptor signaling pathway. The transcript is spliced from 2 exons. Bases 1042 to 2346 code for a protein of 434 amino acids. Gene Ontology annotation, cellular component: presynaptic membrane; postsynaptic membrane. The record is from RefSeq and is a predicted model, not a curated record. NCBI's taxonomy places the organism in Eukaryota, Metazoa, Chordata, Actinopteri, Beloniformes, Belonidae.
CGGUACGAGUGCGCGCAAGAGAGGGUGAGGAGAUGGGGGGCGUUGAGACGCUGCUUUCAGCACCACGGACAGCUCCAGGAAGAUCAGCACCACGGACAGCUCUCAUAGAGAUCAGCACCACGGACAGUUCCAGGAAGAUCAGCACCACGGCCAGCUCCAGAGAGAGCGGCCGCUCGGCCCUCUGCGCUGCUGGGAGAGGACGGGAACCCCCACCUGUACUGGGAUUUAACCGCGCCUGACAACCGCAGGAAGUUCAUAUUCAACGAUAUUGUUGGACUCUGAUUUUAUUCUUUUUUUUUCUUUUUUUUUGUUGGUGCAGAUCAAUCAUGGCUGUAAUGACGAGCUACAGUCAACCUCACUAGAAAACGGCGUCUGCUAAGUUUCCCGUCACUGAAAAGGCGUUAUGCCUCCUCCUGUCUGCCUGCCUGACAAAUCCUCUGGUGAUGAAAGGAAGUUGAAGAACAAACACAAGUGACAAAACGACUAUAUCCUUAAGUAGGUUACUCUAUUUUGGUUUUGUUUUGUUCUCUCCUCGCAUUGGCGUGUGGAGAAAUAUUUUCUAUUUGUUGGGAAAUACUCCCAGGAGCAAAGAAACUAAAGAAAAACGCAUGCAGAGCAAGUUUCUCUUUCAGUCGGUGCAUUAGGCUUCUUCCAGCCUCCAUCAUCCCCGUGUAUUACUGUUUUCCCAGAGGCAAUGGGAGUCCUACAGCCACUAAUGCACGCCUUUGAUGCGGCCGGAUACAUCUCGCUUCUCUGGCUGCAGUGAUUCCCCCCCCUCCCUGCUCUUGCUCACCCUUUUUUCCAUGUAUUCUCCCCUUUCGCGCAAAUACUUGCGGGUUCCGAUCUAAAUCGAUUGAAUAAACAUGUUUUUGGCUGUUUUUUUUUAGCUGCGAGAUGAAGUUGGAGACUGCCUCGGAGGAACAGAGGAUACACCUCCCACAACUUUUGACACUGAUCUAGUUUUUUUUACCCCCCCUUCAUUCAUUCUUUUGAGACUUGCCAUAAAAAGAGGCGUGCGGUCGGUCGGGUGUGCAGGUGUCCAUGACGGAAACAAUGGCUCUGAGUGGAAAUUGUAGGACUAACCCCAAAGAUCAGGCAUCCGUUCAGAACAGUUUCCCAGAUGUGGUUGAGUUAAACGUGGGGGGGCAGGUUUAUUACACGCGCUACUCAACUUUGGUGGGCACCCCCAAUUCACUGCUCGGGAAGCUGUUCUCCUCCAAAAAAGACCCCUCUAACGACCUAGCCAGGGACCCCAAGGGUCGCUACUUCAUCGACAGGGAUGGCUUUUUAUUCCGGUACGUGCUGGACUACCUGCGGGACAAGCAGGUGGUCCUGCCGGACCACUUCCCCGAGAAAGGGAGGCUCAGGAAGGAGGCGGAGUACUUCCAGCUGCCCGACCUAGUCAAGCUGCUGUCCCCGGAGGACAGCAAGCCCAGCCCGGACGACUGCUGCUUCCACAGCGACCACGAGGACGGGUCCCAGGGCAGCGACCCGCGGCCCUGCCCGCCGCCCUCGCUGGUGCCCGCCGACAGGAAGAGCGGCUUCGUGACGGUGGGCUACCGGGGCUCCUGCACCGCGGCCAGGGACAGCCAGCAGGGCGACGCCAGGUUCCGCAGGGUGCCCCGGAUCCUGAUCUGCGGCAGGGUGGCCCUGGCCAAGGAGGUGUUCGGGGAGACCCUGAACGAGAGCCGGGACCCGGACCGGACCCCGGAGCGCUACACGUCCCGCUUCUACCUCAAGUUCAAGCACCUGGAGCGCGCCUUCGACAUGCUGUCGGAGUGCGGCUUCCAGAUGGUGGCGUGCAACUCGUCCGUCACCGCCUCGCUCGUCAGCCAGCACACGGAGGACAAGGUCUGGUCCAGCUACACGGAAUACGUCUUCUACCGUGGUACAUCACGUUGGUCCUCCCCUCCAUGUGACUGCUGCUGCAAGAACCACAAGGGUGAUGGCGAAGGCGAGAGCGGCACGUCCUUCAAUGAGCUCUCCACCUCCAGCUCAGAGAGCCAGUCCGAGGCCAGCUCUCCGCAGGGAACUGUUAUCUGCGGUCCGGUCAAUCGUCAGUCACACCCCCGUACCAAGGUGCAAACCCUGGACAGGCCACCAAAAAAGGGCCCGGUUGCCAUGCUGCAGCAGUCUGAACAGCGGAGGAAGAGCGACCUGCUCCGCACCCUCACAGCCAGCUCCCGCGACACCACCAGCAAGAAAAGGCCUGCGAAGGAGAAGCUGACAGUUGAGGAGGAGCUGGAAAAGUGCAUUCAAGACUUCCACAAGAUCAAGAUCCCCGAGCGAUUUCCUGAGAGGAAGUACAUGUGGCAGGCCGACCUGCUGAGAAAAUACCGCGUCUGAACCUGGAAAUACGACACGGGGAGGAAGAAAAGCACAAGGCCAAGGAUCAGUUUGUGUUUUUACAUCAUGACUUUUCCAAAAAUCGAGUUUCUGGAAGAAAAAACAUCAGGAUCAAAAACAACAGGAUCAUAAAAAAAAAAAAAGAAAAAACAGAGUUUAUUCAAUUGGUGUAUGUGUGUGUAUGUAGUUUAGGCCUAGUGUAUAGUGUAGUAUGUGCUGUAACUUGCUGAAUGAGUCAGAGCUUUGAACAAUUUAAUCCACGAGACAACUACAGGCAAACUAACUGACUCGACUGAAGUCUGUUGAUGGCGACACUUCAUGUUACUGAUGACGAAUGGACUAAACUGCCAUCAUUUUAAUUAAAAAUUAAAAAAAAAAAAUCACAGAAGCUACAUUUACAGUCCAAAAAGCAAAAUACUUAUUUAAUACAUGAAUGUAUGUUUUUGUGUGUGAGUUUGCACCCAGGUGGCCUGUACAUCACAGAAAACUCUGCAGUGGGAUCCAUUAAUAAUUCAUGCAAUCCUAACAUUACUCUCAGCGUAAAUAUAGCCAGAAAUGCCUGCUGCUGGGCUGGCAUAAACAGAUGGGUUGAGUACUUUACUUUUUUGUUAAUACUUGGGGUUUUUCUGAAGCAGAAGGAGGAACAAUUUCAUCACAAUCUCAAAUAUUCUCUUCUUCAGUUAUCAGUGAUGUUGCAAAAGUGCCCCAAAAGUGUCAAACUACCACUCGCUGCUUUCAUUUUUCCUAUGUUGACCAGAUGUAGAAACGGCAUAGAUUAUGAGGGCAAAGUGAAAGAAAUGGUCAAAACAGGGGAAUACAGAGACUCGGUUCAAGUUCAACAAAGACUAAGCGCAUACAUACACAAACCUUUUCAUCUACUGAAAAUUGUAGGCACUCACAAACAUUCCCUCCCACAUGUAGGCACAAAGAGCAAGCACUCAUGAGGCCAUUUAAGACAUAUUCACCAUGACUCCCACCAUACAAACAGAACGAAGGAGGACUGCUGCAUUUGGUAACUCUGCCAACACAGAUGAUCUCCACAAUACAAGCUUUUUAUUUGAGAUUGAUGAAGAAUCUGGUGAUAAUGUUGAAAGAUAUAGAUGUUAUUUUUACAGAUAUCAUUGAAGCUUUAGAACUCAUGACAAAGAAAAGCUACUCAUUUUUUUUGUUUUAACUUACAAUUAGCCAUUAUUUAUGAAUUUAUUUAAAUAUUUCUGGUUCCCUCUGAAACAUUAUAACACAACAAAAAAAAAUACAAGACAACUUGUUCAUGAGACAACACAGGUUGAUUUGUAUUUUAUUUGAGUUACUUCCUUGAAAAUAUGUCAUUGCCAAAAUACUAGAAAAAAUAGUCCAGUGUAUGAUUGAAAUCAUUACAAAAGUUAUAGUACACAAACAUUUAUUGACUAUGAAUUUCUAAUAAAUGUUAUCACAUAUAUUGUCAUUAAGUAUAUUUUUAGAAUGAACCUUUUAAAAAGAAAAACUAUUCAGUUGGAUGCAUUCUGCAUCUUUGCCACUUGGUGUCACUAAAUUGCAGACACGCACACACACUGGAUCUUAAGGAGAGACAUGUAAAAGAAAUGAAAAACACUGAACAUGUAGUAAAAUGACAAGAAAACAUCUGGAAUCCUAAUUCCUAAUACAGUAUGCAAGACAGUGGCACAGAUUCAGUUUGUUUUACAGAAAGUGGUGAGAUUAGCAUCUUUCUGCUACCGAUGCGUAAGUUAAUCACAUACAUAAAGUAUCUCACUCCAGCUACAAGUGAAUAAUUAUAUUGAAAGUGGUGCAUAAUUAAGUCAUUUUCUUUUGGGAUUGAACAUAUAAAUAAUAGUCCAGAUGAGUGUAGUUUAUAAGCAAUCACAGCUUUUUGCAAAGCUAAGUUAUAUGCACACAAAACUAAGAAAACAUACUAUAUGGCCUACUUCCGCACAGAUCAGUUUAUUUAGAAAAAAAGACAUACUAAGAUGUUUUAUUAUAGGUAUUUUUCUAUCUAAAGCGCUUUAAUUUAAAUAUAUCAUCAGAAGCCCUUAUUUUGCCCAUAAAUUGAUUUUCCUGAGAGAGCACUUGACAGACGGUUGCAGUACUCACUGGCAUCCACAUGUUUGCUGUGGUUUACUGCAGUACAGUGGUUGCAGUAGGUGUUGGAUGCAGACAAACCAUUUUGCUCGAUAGAAUGAAAAUGACUUAUUUUUCUACAUUUCUGGAAUAUUACGUUUUCACUUUAAAGUAAUUUAUCAUAUCAGUUGGCACUAAAAUACCUUAACUCAUCCAACAUAUCAUAUGUAAAUAAAAACCAUAAAUCAUACCCAAGCAGACCGAUGUAUUAUACUCUGUAUAUAUGACACACCGAUCCAUGGGGAGUUGCUGCUAUUCUGUUCUUAGUGAUGCAGUAGUUCGUUGCUAACGUAAUACAACCAGUCUUGUUUUAUCAGUUAGUGUUGGCGCAUGACAGAUGAAGGAAAAUAUAACACACACUUGUAACAUAUUACACAUUUACAGCUAUAACUAAUGGCAUGCCAGACAAUUUGCAAGACAACAGUAUUGUAAGUGGAAAGUUAGCAUAUAUGUCUGAGUCAGGGAGAGGCAGUUACUAAGAUAUUCAGCAAGCAUGACAGAGUUUAAUGCUUCAGACCACAGGCUUUUACUUUUUUUUUCUUGCUAACUGCAAAAAUGCUUCUAAAGAAUCAACUCGACAACUGUAAAAUUUAACCAAAACACCCUUCCCUCCCUUUUUAUAGGGGUCACUACCGUGGGUUGUUGGGUUUAGUGUAUUGAUUUUACCUAUUCCUUUUCUUCUUCUUUUUUAACAUCACAUGCCUGUGCUGAAAACGCUCCCAUAUCCCUGGGCUUGAUGCCGUGGGACCAGCACUACGAGGGGCUUGGGACAAUGUUAGGUUCAGUGUCCUGCCCAGAGACACUUUGCUCCAUAACUGGGCUGUGAAUUAAUCUGUCGACCUUAAGGUUGGAAGGCAGCUGGCUCCAACUCCCCAACUUCUUAGCCCACACUUAAAUGAAACACAAUAAAUGCUACAGGCAUUUUGCAGUCAUAGAGGCACUUGGCAGCUUCUUCGGUUAUGAAGCUUGUGCUUGGAGACCAGGCUUAAGACGAAUACAACCAGACAAAGAGAGGGGGCCUUGAUUAUGAAGAGCUUAAAACCAAUCACAAAUAAAACCUGGGUAAGAGACCACACUAGAGGCAUUUUACUAUCCCAACAUUAACCCCAUCAACAUCUCACCCAAAAUAGGAAACUACCAUAUAAAAGUGUUUUCUGAUUGCUUUGACUGGACCGAGGUCAUAUUGGAAAUAGGCUAUAAUCAGACUUUGUGGAGAACAGUUCCGGAGGUGUAUUAUGGGUUUGAGUGAUUAAUCAUACUCUCUCUUUAACAUCUAAAUGGAACUUUAACUGUUGUUAGAUCAAUAGCUAGAAUGCAAAGAUUUUUACAAGUAUGAUUUUAACAAAAACCUUUAUAACGUUGCUCAUCUUAAGUAAAGGCCAAGAGUCGGAACUUCAGAAUUGCAGAUUUUGUCAGUUUGUCUCAUUUCACUUCACUUCACAUGAACUAUUGGUUCAGUGGAAAAUAUCUGUAUCUCGCUUGACUUGGUCUGAACUAACUGUAAAAUACCAGUCACAUAAGAUUAGAAGUCAGUUAGCAAUGUGCGGAUUUCUGCUUUUUGAGAACUGCUUAUCUUCAAUUCAGUUUAAGUGGGGUGUAAGCUAUGCUAUAGAUUGUUUGCUUGACUCUACCUGUGUUUUUUUUUUUUUUACUUUUUAUUAGGUUUUUAGUUUACUUUCCAAGGGUUUAACACCAAGGUCGGUCACAGAGCAUUUUCAAUCAUGCCACUGAAUAGAAAUGAUAAGAUAGAAACUAAGACACCUGUGGCCUUCUAGCGUAAAGUACAGCUGUUUUUGCACAAUGCAUAAAGUUAACAAAGGCACACAAAUAAGGAAGUAUUAAAGAGAGGGAGAGAGGGGUAUAUAUCAAUGACCUUACAUACAUAGCACAGCCACAUAUAAUGUUUGUCUUGAUCAAAACAUUUAUUCCACUGUAUAGUAAACUGCCCGGUUUUAACCCUGAGAACACAUUUUCUGUUCUUUUGGCGUGAAAUGAACAACAGAUGAUGUAAAUUUUCUCGGUAAAUUGUGAGUGCAAUUUUAUUUUAAGUCAAAUAUACUCUGUGAAAGGAAGAACGAGUGGAUGGAUGUUAAGUUUUGUCAGUUUAUUUUGUAGUGCUACAUUUACAGUCUGUGACUGAUUCUUUCGUAUAGUUAUGUUCAUGGCCUGCAAGUGGAACCAAUGUAAAAGACUGCAACCCUUGUUUUUUUUCCCCUCCAGCUUUUGACGAACCUGCCAACAACAAAGAAAAUCAUUUUAUUCUGACACCACCACGGCAGACCUGGAAUCUACCAUUUGACAUAAGGGGCAUUCUUUUUGAUGGAUGUUGAUGUGAUUUCACACACAUGUAUACAAACACAAAGAAAAAAAAUGACAAAAAAACAACAAAAACAAUGUGAGCAUGUUGGUAUACAAAAUUUAUAACAGAUUUAACUUAGUCUGUUCUUGUGAAAAAAAAAGAUAAUGUUAAAAACUGAUGUUUGACAGAGAAAAGACAACCAGAAGGGAAAAAAAAAGAUAAGCACAAAUGUGUUGAUACUUUCUGUUCCUCCACGAGUGUAUAACAUUAUCAACUAAAAAGAAAAACUCUGUGAUGUGACCAAGCUCCUGUAAAACACAGCAACUCUCAUCGGACACUUAGAUCGAAUACUAGUGGCACCACCGAUCAUCAUGGGGAUAUUAUUUUUGGUAAUUGUGGGUUAUGGAAGCCUGAUGAUCCCGCAGGCUUUUCUGAUGGUUUAAAUAUUUAUUGAAAGAUAACUGAACAUGAAAUGUCAACAGCCUGUUGUCAGUGUUGAGAGUUGCUCUGUGUUCUAGGUGUGGCGUCGUGUUUCUGUGUCUGCCUUUAGAGAUGGUACGAUUCAUCUGAGAGUCUUUAGAUACAAAGCAUAUAGUCAUUUUGAAAAUGUAUAAGUACAACCAAUAA